Messenger RNA from Aspergillus saccharolyticus JOP 1030-1, 2863 nucleotides. RefSeq names its product putative C6 transcription factor. The record is from RefSeq and is a predicted model, not a curated record. Lineage: Eukaryota; Fungi; Ascomycota; Eurotiomycetes; Eurotiales; Aspergillaceae. Gene Ontology annotation, molecular function: DNA-binding transcription factor activity, RNA polymerase II-specific; zinc ion binding; DNA binding. The transcript is spliced from 7 exons. Gene Ontology annotation, biological process: regulation of DNA-templated transcription; DNA-templated transcription. Bases 474 to 2780 code for a protein of 768 amino acids.
CUCCAAAUCUACGAUCUCGCUUUCCGAAAAAGUGGCACAUUCACCACCACCUCAGCUACACUUGAGAAAAUUCAGGGGCUACUUAAGAACGAUUGCCAUCCGAGCCCAGUCACAAAUGCCGGUCGAUUUCACUAGAUUGACGGGGCAUCAGUUGGUGCAAUUGGUGUAGGAAACACCCUUUUGAGACCAACCCAUCUUUGAAUCGCCCCACGGUCCACCCAAUUCUGGAAAAUAAAGUGCGCCCGCCGCAGUGACCGCACCUCCUCGCCCAAGGCUUGGUUCUUGUCACGCUUGCCCGCCCUUUCGCGUCCCUCCCCCCACUCAUGCCAGUCUCUCUCGCCUUCUCUUUCCUCUUACUCUAACCCCCGCUUCUCGACCGCGCCAACGUCGAUUUUUUUCCCCUCCCUCUUACACAUGGCGAUAGCUGUGCUCCUCGAUUCUUCUUUCAUGGUUUGCAAGGAGUAUUUCGCUCCAUGGUUGUAGAAUCCAACCAGUCGGACAUGGCCGAAGUGCCAGCCAAGACCAACCCUCCCCGAAAAAGCGCCUUCUCCUGUGAGGCUUGUCGCAAGCGAAAGGUGAAAUGUAAUGGAGCUAGCCCUUCAUGCUCACGAUGUGCAGCACGCGGGGAAGUCUGCGUCUAUAGUCUUGCUCCGACCCUGUCAUAUACGAAGCAGCUAGAAACGCGCGUGGCGCAGCUCGAAGACGCGCUUACGAAGCUUCGCAGUCAACAAUUCUCAGAGCCCCUGGGGUCCAAAGUAGCUUCUCCGGCUUCCACAGGAGAAUCCAGCGCAAGUCCGCGCAUACGGUCUCGUAUCAAAGAGGAGGAAGAUGAUGACCAGAGCCUCACGAGAGACUUCGAGGGUCUCAAGGUCGAGCAUGAUGGACGAAUAUCAUUUCACGGACCUACCAGCCUCUUCCAGCUUCCAAGCGGCGUUGUCAGCGAGGCUGCUUCAACGUCUCAUCUGGCUAUGCAUUUAGAAGGUCGCAAGGAACGGCUUAUAAAUAAUGCCUGGCGUGAACGUGCUUAUGAGCAGAUGGCAAUCAUGCCUGAGCCAUUUCAAUAUCUCCUUGACUCGCAUUGGUGCUGGAUUCAACCACUUUUCAACUUCGUAUACAGACCUACCUUCACCCGUGAUAUGAAAAUCAACGGCCCAUAUUUUUCAGAAGCUCUGCUCAACGCUGUCCUUUCCCACUCAGUACGAUGGUGCAAAGCAGAGCCGAAAAUUGGUCCGAUUCUUGACUCUUUCGAAGGCGGCGCGCAGUUUUCACAUCGUGCCGUGACAGGUCUCUAUGAUUCAUUAAGAGCAGGCCAAAUCGGCAUUCCCACCAUUCAGACCCUGCUUCUCCUCAGCGCACAGGAAUGUGGACGGGGCAAUCGAACUCAGGCGUGGCUAUACAGUGGGAUGGCUUUUCGAAUGCUAGACGAUCUAGGCAUUUCAAUUGACAGUCGCAAGUAUUCGGACAGCGCACACUUGAGUGACGAAGAUAUCGAAGUCAGGAAUCGGCUUUUUUGGAGCUGUUAUUUCUGGGAUAAACUUAUUUGUCUGUACUUUGGGCGAUCCCCGACCAUGCAGCAAUCCCGCGUCAGUCCUCCGAGAACAAUUUUGGAUGAUACAGCCGAGGUAGAGAUCUGGACACCUCACGGGGUCGAGUUUCCAGACGGCACCCACUAUCCGCCCACUCAGGCCCAUUCAACUUCAUGCUUCAUGAAGAUGUGUGGCUUGGCCGAGAUCCUCAACCAGAUUCUUAUCCACAUCUAUGACCCCAUUCGGCAAGUCGCGGAGGCAGAAUUCUACGAGUGCAUCCAGGAACAGGCUAAGAACCUGGCCGACUGGUGGGAUGAUCUGCCUCAUUUCCUAAAGCUACAGGCGACGGAUCUCCCACCAUAUUCGCCUCCUAGUCACAUUGUAACAUUAAACUGCCUGUACCACACCAUCAACAUUCUACUGCAUCGGCCGGUUCUCUGCUCUAAGGCAAAUCAGUCCUACGAUAAAAGCCAUCUUUUUCAAUGUAUGACGUCCGCAACGGCUAUUCUUUCACUCUACGACCUAUAUCGCCGCACGUUUGGCGAUGUGCAUGUGGUCCUUUCUGUUGCAUAUAGCGUCUACACCGCAGCAUCCGUGUAUCUUCUGGAGAUUCAGGCCCUGAAGUAUGCUGCUCAGGGCACCCUCGAUAAGCUGAAAUUCUGCAUAUAUGCACUGGAGCGGGUGAAGGGCUCAAGUCCUGUCAUCACCACAGCGCUAAGCCUCAUUUACCAGGAGCUGCAGAAGCUUCAGAUUGAUAUCCACAUUGUUCUCCCGCCACUGAACCAGCAGCCACAACCCGAAAUGCCUCCACAUGCCCCUCAACCGCAAUCCCGACCUCACUCCAGACCUCACUCCAGACCUCACUCCAGACCUCACACUUCCCACAGCUCCUCCGCCCCAGCACCUCUUUCUAAUACCUCCAGCCGCCUAUCUCCCGCACACCAGCCCCAACAAUCCGACCACCCUAUGACCGCCCACCCCACCCAUCCUGCAGGCCCAGCUCCAGCAGCUGCGGCGCCAGUCAUUCCUCCGUACACCUACCAACAACCGGUUGCCGACUUUGAGCUCUCCCAAACGAACGUGCCGCAGAUGGCCAACACGCACAUGCUCGGCGGGAUGCCCAACGCCGUGAUGACGCUCGAUAACCCCGGUACUUAUGAGAUUACACCCGAGGUCUUCGAGGCUUUUUCGUACGCGGAGCCGAUGACGACGAACAUGACCCCAGCUGUUGAUUACGGAUGGAACAGGCAGUGAUGUAUAUAUAAAUGGGAUUAAUUGGCAUAGAACUGUUAGGGAGGAAUAGUUAGCUCGGACUAGGACAGCAGCUUACAAGCGAG